CAACAGCUCCACAAUUAUGGACUCAUCCAUGAACAGCACUGUGAAUUAUGGAAACACAAAUGAAUCGUCAGAAAGCGCACUUGAUUUACGGCAAAUUCCGGCAAUCUCAACAAUAACUGGCGGCCGAAGACCAAUAUAUGAUUUCCCAGAUCUAAAAACUCGCAAAAAAACAGGCAACAAAAGAUCAUCGGCAGCUGAUUUUCAAUUAAAAAGGCGACGAGAAUUUGAUAUAAGAUACAAUGGUGUAGUGAAAACACCAAAAUUGAACCAAACCACUUCUCCAGCGCGAGAAGAGGCACCCCGCGUUGAUAUCGAAAGACCAACGGUGCAGACCCCACGAAAUAUUGGUAGCCUUAUGCGACACCUACAAGCUCGAUUCCCCACUAAUUUUGUUAAUGGAUUACCAAAUCGAUUGAAUAGCGGCAUUAUAUCGAACCCACACUCUACAGUAGCAACCAUUGCAGCGCGUCCAAUAAACAAUGCGGACGCAUCUAAUAUAGAGAACAAUCUCGAAGAGUCCCCGUAUGUCCAAAUAGGCCCACACGGCACACGCGUAUCCAAAGUGGAUUUGGCAUCAAUAAACUGGACGGAAGCAUCACUUGCCACGCGAAAACUUCUGACUUUUCUAUUUGACCGUCAAACGCUUGCGACGCACACACUCAGUGGCAAACUCUCCCCAGCAUUUCGUGACCGACAAUUGAAGGCGCAACUAGAUCCACUGAAAGUAGCUGAUAUAAAACAUUAUGUGAAACAAAAGACUAACUGUUCAGAACGUGAAAUUCGCAGCGCAAUAACUAAUAAAUGCGCCGACACCGCGAAAGCUAUCAGAAGGCGGAGGAUGUCCAAAGUGAAGUUAGAGACAUCGUUGUAAUACCGUCAUAAUGCUUCCAGAUUAGGUAUAGGUUAGGUUAAGUAAAAUGGCUGAUCGCACAUAGCCAUAAGCAUCAUCUCUUCUGAAGCCGUAGAACAAUAACUCCUUAUAAAUUAGCGAAACCUUUAGUAGCUAAUACAAAGUCCCAGUACUAAGAAGCGGAUAGCCUUUUUGAUGUAAAAGAGAUCAUUAGAUCUCCUGAGAUCAAUCUUCGGCCAAAAGGAUUUUGCGACAGCGCUGGCCAAACUUCCACAAAGUUCAGCUAACUAUUAGUAGAACACAAGAGGGUACGAGAGCACCGACCCGCUCCCAAUCUACCAAUAGUGGCUCUAGGGUGCCUUUCCUUGGUCGCUCGCCAGCUUUACAAUUUCCUGCGUCUUACCAGUCUUAACACAAAGACACUUGAUGGUAUUAGCGAGGUUAGGCACUUCUCGAACAACUCUUAAUGCACUGUCAGUGAGUUCAAGACUGGCAUUGCUGCCCUGCUAUCUGCUCUGAAGGAGGCUACACUUCAAAGCAGCAGAUCUACUGCUAUCUUAAUGGCUGCAACCUGGGUUUGGAAGACACUGCCAUAGUCAGGAGGUCUGAAGCAAGAGUUGAAGAAGGAGUUAAAGAAGCUCACUGCCCCUCUUCUCCAAUGGCUUCUUCCCAUCCAUAGCUCUCUCGUUGAUAUAUACAUAAGCCUUUGGUUGGUGAUUACAUGAUCUAAGUGAUCGAUAUGAAGUCCAAGUGUGUGAAGAUAUCUGAGUGUUCAGAUACGUGUUCUUUUAAGCACACAAAUGCUCUGAGUCUGCUAGCCACUUUCGCAGCCAUACACCUUUCGAAGAUGUCUGCGACCACAAUGUGCAAGAUGACGUUAAGUGCCAAGGAUAGACCUUAGUGCACCACACUUGCUGAUGAGCGCCGUCUGUUGAACGCUUUCGAGUUUUAAGUUUUGUCUUCGCCACAUUAAGAAUCCAUAGAACAUAAUGAGCUUGACUAUGGUAUCAUACGGAGGCUCACUUUCGGUAAGACCUCUAUAGCAGCACCUCUACAGCAAAAUAAGGCAAUUGGUGCCUGUUUUGCUCUCCCUAUAUUCAGGUUCCAUGAAAGCUUCCUAUCCAGGAUGAGCCCUAGAUAUUUCACUGGACGCCGGUUAUAGACGGAUAUCUGCUUAGGUAUAUACAAGACUAACUUUUGUACUCAUUAAUAAAAUAAUAAAAUGACGAAG
Molecule: messenger RNA, 2081 nt
Organism: Bactrocera dorsalis (oriental fruit fly)
Lineage: Eukaryota; Metazoa; Arthropoda; Insecta; Diptera; Tephritidae
Product: protein insensitive-like
Exons: 1
Coding region: 17-871 (284 amino acids)
Biological process (GO): negative regulation of Notch signaling pathway; positive regulation of neuron differentiation
Cellular component (GO): nucleus
Molecular function (GO): DNA binding; transcription corepressor activity
Source: RefSeq, a predicted model, not a curated record